Messenger RNA from Symbiodinium necroappetens, 2377 nucleotides. Lineage: Eukaryota; Dinophyceae; Suessiales; Symbiodiniaceae. The record is from the annotation of a GenBank genome assembly.
GCCUUGUGAUGUUGAAGAUUGGCUUCCCAGCGUAGAGUCAGCUUUGUUUGCAAACGUGCCGGGCCUGGUUUGGUCUGAGUCGGAUGGUGAUAGGCCGGAGCUGGAGCAGGAGCUCAUGCCAGCAGUGGAAGAUGGCUUAGGCCCUGGCUCCUUCGAAGAUGGUGCCGAGCUGGCCAGGACGUCCAUCCCAGAGACAGCCACCACCGUGCUUCUGGGCGAGUGCACGCAUGGAACGGAGGAGUUUUACCAGAUCCGGGCUGAGAUUACCAAGUAUUUGAUGCAAACCAGGGGAUUCAACAUCAUCUUGUGCGAAAGUGAUUGGACUUUCAUGUGGCACGUGAACCAGUACGUGCACCGGAAGAAGAGCAAUAUGUUUCCAGACGCCACUCGCUUUCCAGAUUGGAUGUGGAAAAACCGCCCUUUCUACGAGCUGGUGGAGUGGAUGCGUAAACGCGCGUCCUCGGAUGGACCCUAUGUCUUCGGGAUGGACUGCUACUGCAAAGAGGAGGCCAAAGACGAGGUUCUCAACUUCUUCGAUUUCUAUGAUCGGGAGAACCUUGGGAAGGUCUUUGCCUUACUGUGGGAUGGAAACACCGAGAAUGCCCAGGAAGCUGCUUUGUCGCUUCAGUGCAUGUUCCCUACGCUUCGAACGGCAUUCUGGGGUGACCGCACCAUCCACUUUCGGCUUGGUUUGCAGACAAAGGGGUCAGACCAUGUCUUCUACCACAGGCGCGCAGGUGGGCCAGCGCGGCCCGCGCUGCGAGGCUUCGGAGCUCCGGCACGGCGGCCCGGCGUCCGCUGCCAGGCGCAAUGGGAGGGCGGUGACGCGAAUGUCACGGAGGUCGCAGACCUCGCGGAGGCUCACACGCCGGCAAAGGCUGAAGAGCCAUGGACACUGCAGCAGCUCAUCUCGAUCGUGAGUGGCUUCAUUGGCUCCAUCUUGUCCCUGAACGCAUACUCACAGCUUCGAGAGGCCAGCAAGCAGCGAGAGGCAAUUGCGCGUGUGAGCACAAAGCCGAAGGCAUCUUCAAGCAGCUUGGGCAGCUACAAGAACGCUCGGAUUGUGCAGCAGUUGGGAGGCUCUCUGCUGGAUGCGGAAGCAGAGUCUCCCCUUUUCUCCUUAGGGCCGGUUCCAGCUUGCACAGCAGCUUCGAACUUGGAUAGCCCGGGCCGCCACUUCACGAUCAUCACGACUGCAGCACUCCCGUGGCGCACGGGCACUGCCGUGAAUCCGCUCCUGAGGGCUCUUUACCUGGCCGAGAGGGGAAAGCCUGUGAUCCUGUACCUGCCGUUCUUAGAGGCAGAAGAGGAUCAGGCUUGCGUCUUUGCCAAGGAUGUGCGCUUUGACACCCCUGAGGAGCAGGAGGUGACUGUGCGGGAGUGGUGUGAAGAGCGAGCUAAGGUGGACCUGCGCAAGGUCGAUCUCAAGUUCCGAUGGUACCCUGCUAAGUACGUGAUGUCCUUGGGCAGCAUUUUUCCGACUGGCGACUGCACGAAGAGCGUUCUGGAGACUGACCCCAAGGAUGUCUUAAUUCUUGAGGAGCCAGAACACCUGUGCUGGUUUCACUAUGGCCAGCGCUGGCCAAAUUUGUUCCGGCACGUUAUUGGAAUUGUGCACACGAACUAUUCGGAUUACAUGAACAUCGUCAACUCCUCCAGCAGUUGGGUGGCAGGAAGAAUGCCUGUGGAACUGAAGGAGGCCUCAGUGUUUACAGCCUCGACCAUCGUCUGCAGUGCCUACUGCGACGUGAACAUCAAGCUCUCAGACACCAUCAUGCCUCUCCCGAACGAGGUCACCUGCAACGUCCACGGAGUGAGGUCUGACUUCCUGGCAAUCGGUGACAGGAGCCACGUGCAAAGAGAAGGUGCAGCUCGUGCCUACUACCUGGGCAAGGCACUCUAUCCGAAAGGUUGGCGAGAGCUCUUAGACCUCAUUGUGGCCGCUGGGUCCGAUCUGGCCGGAAUCAAAGUGGAUGGCUAUGGGUCAGGUCCGGAUGGCGAGAGUAUCACACUCGAGGCGGCAUCCCUGCCUGAAAAUGGAGCACUGCUGAAGAUGAACCCGGGUAUCGACCAUGCAGACGAGACGAUUCAUGGGUAUGGUGUCCUGGUCAACCCAUCCACCACCGACGUCUUGUGCACCGUGAGCGUGGAAGCGCUUGCCAUGGGGAAGCACCUUGUACUGGCGCGCCACGUGUCCAACCGGUUCUUCGAGCAGUUCAAGGACAGAUGUCACUUCUUCGAGAUCGGCGAUGCCGACAGCUUUGUGAGGGCCUUCAAGACUGCUUUGGCUGCAGGUGAUCCCACGCCGCUUCCACCGGAGCAGCGGCGCAUCCUCACUUGGGAUGCAGCUAUAGAUCGCCUUUUCGAAUCCGCCGAG